AUGGCGAGUGUCACGGACAAGGCCCGCUUUUACCUCGAAAAGUCGGUCCCGGAGCUAAAAGAGUAUGAGAGGAAAAAGAUCUUUAGCAAGGAGGAAAUCGCAUCGAUCGCCCGGAAACGAUCCGAUUUCGAACACAAACUGAAUGCUCGAGGUGCGCAACCUGCAGAUUUUGCACGAUAUGCCGAAUAUGAGAUGAAUCUGGAUCUUUUACGGCGGAAGAGAGUGAAGAGACUGGGCAUCAGAAGUCCUGCCUACACCGGACAGCGACGGAUCUUUUUCAUCCUUGAUCGCGCGACCAGAAAGUUCCACGGGGAUCUUGGGCUGUGGAUUCAGUACAUCGAAUAUGCCCGGCAGCAAAAGGCGUAUAAAAAGCUCUCCCAGAUCUUCACCGACGCUCUUCGACUACAUCCUACCAACGCAGACCUGUGGAUAUAUGCCGCCAAAUAUGCACUGGACGAUCACGCCGACAUGACACUGGCAAGAAGCUACAUGCAACGGGGUCUCAGAUUCUGCAAGAAUUCCAAGAAUCUCUGGAUUCAAUAUGGAAGGCUGGAGAUGAUCUACAUCGCAAAGAUCGCCGCUCGACGGCGGAUCCUGGGGCUUGAUCAACGCAAAACAGAGACAUCUGCGCCAGAAGAUUCAAUUGAUGAUCCAAAUGCGGAUAUGAUUACCCUUCCCAAGGUCACCGCUGAAGACAUCAAUCCUAGUCUCGACAAGGAUGCCGACGUCGAUCAGGGUGCGCUUCAGAAUCUCGACUCGACACCAGCCCUCAGCGGAGCCAUUCCUAUUGCAAUAUUUGACGCCGCAAUGAAACAAUUCGGGGACGAUGCGGCUUUUGGACGUGGGUUCUUCGAUAUGAUUCUCGAAUUCGAAGAGGUUCCUUGUUUGCGAAAGAUUGUGGAGCAUGUUGUUGAGAAACAGGUCACCACUUCACCGGAGAGCUACCACACACGGAUAUGUAAUGUGAAGGCCCCCGUCGCCGGGAUCAAGGUUACAUCGCCAGACUUCCCUCGAGCAUUCGGUACAUCUCUGAGUCGUCUCAAGCAAUACCCUCUGGAUCGCCAUCUUGCUCAAGAGAUAGUCAAAUGGCUGCAGCCGGUGUCAGAGAUCAAGGAGUUGGAUCCAGCCUUGCGCACGGUAGUUGUUGCCACGCUGCAACGUUCGGAACGUGUUCUUCAGGCAGAAGCAGGCUCGGAGAAGUAG
Molecule: messenger RNA, 1203 nt
Organism: Rasamsonia emersonii CBS 393.64
Lineage: Eukaryota; Fungi; Ascomycota; Eurotiomycetes; Eurotiales; Trichocomaceae
Exons: 2
Coding region: 1-1203 (400 amino acids)
Biological process (GO): maturation of SSU-rRNA from tricistronic rRNA transcript (SSU-rRNA, 5.8S rRNA, LSU-rRNA)
Cellular component (GO): small-subunit processome; Pwp2p-containing subcomplex of 90S preribosome
Molecular function (GO): snoRNA binding; protein binding
Source: RefSeq, a predicted model, not a curated record